AUGCGGACUGAGCCAUAUCGCCUCACGGCCACAGAGGCGAUCAAGACAAUUCGAGCUGGAGACCUGACUGUGGAAGAUUAUGCCCGUUCUCUACUGGACCGCAUCAAGGAACGAGACGAUGCCGUUCGAGCAUGGAUCUUUUUGGAUGGCAACCAGGUCCUAGAACAGGCGAGAGCUCUUGACAGGCUACCAAAGGAAGAACGUGGUUCAUUACAUGGAGUUGCAGUCGCCAUCAAAGAUGUAAUCUACACGAAAGACAUGCCCACCCAGCACAACUCGGCAAUUUACAAAGACAGCAUGCCCGAGAUCGAUGCUGGAAGCGUUGCCAUGCUCCGACAAGCAGGUGCUUUAAUCUUUGGCAAAACAACCACCACCGAAUUCGCAGCAAACGUGAUCGGCACCAAGACCGCAAACGCCCAUCACGAAGGCAGAACACCAGGCGGUUCCUCCUCAGGCUCAGGCGCCGCAGUAGCCGACUUCCAAGUUCCCCUCGCCUUGGGAACCCAAACAGGAGGCUCCAUGAUCCGUCCAGCAAGCUUCAACGGUAUCUACGCAAUCAAACCCACCUGGAACUCCGUUUCCCGCGAAGGCCAAAAAAUCUACAGCCUCAACCUCGACACUCUCGGCUGGUACGCCCGCUCCAUCGAAGACCUCACCCUCCUCUCCACAUUCUUCGGCCUCAAAGACGACGAGAUUCCCCGUCCCCUCUCCAACGGCGUCCGCGGCCUCAAACUCGCCUUCUGCAAAACCAUGGUCUGGAACCACGCCGGCUCAGGAACCCGCUCCGCCUUCUCAACAGCCCGCUCCCUCCUCUCAUCCUCCGGCGCCCACAUAACCGACCUCUCUCUCCCCCCAGAAUUCCAAUCACUUCCUCAACUCCACACCAUAAUGCUCUUCUCCGAUGGCCGCGUGUCCUUUCUCCCCGAAUACCGUCUAGCCAAAUCCUCCCUCGCAGCAGAUUUAGUCGAACACGUUGAAGAAUUCCACGGUUAUACUCGGAAACAAUAUCUCUCAGCUUGCGAUACUAUCGCAGCUCUGAGGCCGAAAUUCGAUGCGAUAGCAGAAGAAUUCGAUGCUGUGGUUGUGCCUUCUGUACCGGAUGUUGCGCCAGAAGGGUUAGAAAGGACGGGGAGUGCGGUGUUUCAGGGAAUUUGGACUGCGUUGCAUGUUCCGAUUGUGAAUAUUCCUGGUUUUACAGGUGAAGAGAAUAUGCCGAUUGGAUUGAGUCUUGUGGCACCGAGGUAUAGAGAUCUUCAUUUGUUGAGUGUGGCGGAAGAGGUGGCGAAGAUUUGGGUAAGAGAGCCGUUGGAAUUGCCAGAAGAGAGGAGAAAGAAAGCAAUCGCGUAA
This is a messenger RNA of Cercospora beticola, 1347 nucleotides long. Its product is annotated as amidase. The record is from RefSeq and is a predicted model, not a curated record. Gene Ontology annotation, molecular function: catalytic activity. NCBI's taxonomy places the organism in Eukaryota, Fungi, Ascomycota, Dothideomycetes, Mycosphaerellales, Mycosphaerellaceae.